This is a messenger RNA of Thermothielavioides terrestris NRRL 8126, 450 nucleotides long. RefSeq lists its product as uncharacterized. Bases 1 to 450 code for a protein of 149 amino acids. The record is from RefSeq and is a predicted model, not a curated record. NCBI's taxonomy places the organism in Eukaryota, Fungi, Ascomycota, Sordariomycetes, Sordariales, Chaetomiaceae. The transcript is spliced from 3 exons.
AUGCGGUGCACCGCAUUCUGUCUCGUUGCGGCCUGGGCGGCUGCAUCCGCUGCGGCCUCUGCCAACAUCGACGUGGCCGGCCAAAGCGAGUUCCACGGCGGCGUGCUCCUCCCGCGGCAGCAGGGCCGCGUGAACCUCCAGGCCUUCACGGGCGCCCUGGGCGGCGCCAAGGCCCCGGCCAUCACCAACUCAGGCGACCCGCAGCGGCCGUUCGAGGUCGACGGCGAUACCUUCACGGAUUUCGAGUCGGCGUCCAACCGCGCCUGUGACAACCAGAAGAACGUCUGCGCCGACAUCGCGAAUAACGGAACCGGCUCGUUCACGGUCGGGGAUUGCGACCAGCAGAACCAACAGUGUAAGAGUGCAGCGUCCUCGGCGGCCACCAAGACCUUCCCGCCGCCGGUGCUGGUGAGCUCGAAUGACCAGUUUGACAUUUUCUGCGACGCUUGA